ACGAAUACAGGUUCCGGUCUCAUCGUCUAUCUUGUGGUGCCCCCUCGCGUCCAAGGUUCAGCUUCUUUUAGUUAUGGACGAGGUUAUGUAGAGAGUGCGAGUGCAGAAAGUGUAAAAAUACCAAAAUCAAUGGUAUCCGACAAUGGCUGAAGAGUUAUUAGUGGUGUUGAAUCGGAGUGAAAAUUCGAGUUUGGGGUUCUCGUUGUUGCAGAAACCGGGGCUGCCGCCCAUCAUAUACAAUAUUCUGGACGACUCCCCGGCAGCCGAAAGUGGCGAGGUCGAAGUCGGAGAUGUGAUAUUAAAAGUAAACGAAACUGACGUAAUAAAGUACAGCACCAGGGAAGUUCUAAAAUGCCUGCGACUAUCUUCAGACCCGGUUACGCUAAAAAUUAAACGCGAUCCGAAGAUCAAGUCGACAGUGCGAAAACAUCUACAGUCUACAACGGGUGGGGAGCAGGGGCCCAAGGAGCGGUCGCCCUUGGGGGGCGGGCGCCCCCGGCCGGAACCAGCUGUUCACAAGUCGCACCAUGGGCGGCACUUGGCCGCCACCAAUGGCCGCCUGCCGCCCGAACACGAACCUUUACUGUGCGAACACGAGCGACUGCAGGGCGAGCCGCCCCCCAUAAAAUCAGGGGCGCCCAAGUUUGAGGCCUACAUGAUGACCGGGGAACACAUCCUGAACAUCUCCAGAAUGCCACAGAAUACGAGCAUAAUUCCAAAGCAGCAGAAAAAGGCGGACCAUUCGAGGUAUCAUAACAGCCAUGCGCACCAUCUGCGGCAUCAGCCGAAGGAACACAAUUCAGUGCCAAACAGCCCCAAUGAGACGGAUUUGAGCCGAGGUGGGCGCUCUUCGGGGCCCAACUCGGCGCACACUUCACCUGUAGGGGAACGAGGAGCCCGGAAGGGCCAUACUCCUAUUCAGCAUUCACCGCAAGAUCCAUAUGCGACCAAGAACUUCGUGCGAACCAGCCGAAGUGAGGAUCAGCUUCAGAUCCAGAACAAUCUGGGCGGGGCCGUGAGCACGGCCAACUCAGAAGCAGACGAAGAUGUCGCUAGCUCUCUUAAUACCCUGCUGGAUACUCGGCCCGAUUCGGCCAAUAGCGAUAGCGAUAGGAUCGUCUGGACCUACAACGCUCCGAUAUCCGAACUGCACAAGCUGGGACACACACUGUCCAAUGGCAGCAGUUCCUCACAUAGUAACACUUCCGCAUCCAGCAGCCCGUUACAUACUGGUUCUCCCAAUUCUCCCACAUCGGUGUCUUCCUCAGUGAUGUCGAGCCAGUCUGGAUCUCGGCGUGUUCCUUACGCGUUGACCAAUGGGCCUCAUCAACAGCAAACGUUCGAUUUUAGCGUUUCAGAAGCUAUUUCCAACAUAUCGAGUCCGGAUUACCACGAUGAUGACAGCGUGGACAUCCGGGAUUGUGUCAUGGAAAUCAGCGAUCACAGCGACAGCGACAGCACAUUGUUGGGUCCAGAGCCAGGAAAGCGACGAGGGAACCCAAGGAGUCUUGGAGAAUCUUGCGCUCAAGGUGAUCACAAGAUUGUCAUCCAGGUGCGAGGCCCACAAGAAAAACGAUCGCACGGGAACGGCGAGGCAGUGGGAUACUCAAUCGAGCAAGUGCUCCAGGAAAACAACGAGGACGAAAGCAGGGAGGACGAGACGAAAUCGUCGCCGUUGUCGUCGGAAGACGAAAGCGACGUUGAGAGCCUGCAUAGUUUCCAUUACUCACCGAAAGCAGUCGACAUGCCUUCGGCCAUUAGAUUAGCUAAGCGAUUGUACAGUUUGGAUGGGUUCAAGAAAUCCGAUGUUUCAAGGCAUCUUAGUAAAAACAAUGACUUCAGUAGGGCUGUGGCAGAAGAAUACUUAAAGUAUUUCAACUUCGAAAGCGAUACAUUAGAUUUAGCACUAAGAAAGUUCCUUAAACAAUUCUCUCUGACCGGCGAGACGCAAGAGCGCGAAAGGGUUUUGGUUCAUUUCUCCAAAAGAUAUCUGGACUGCAAUCCUGGAUCGUUCAAUUCCCAAGACGCUGUGCACACUUUAACAUGUGCCAUAAUGCUGCUGAAUACUGACCUACACACGCAAAACGUCGGUCGCAAAAUGACUUGCAACGAAUUCAUCGAGAAUCUGACCGAUCUGAACGAGGGCGAGAACUUCCCAAGGGAAAUACUCAAACAUCUGUACCAUGCCAUCAAGAAUCAUCCGUUAGAGUGGGCUUUAGAUACUGACCAAGAGGAGGCUGGGCAGGCUUAUCUUCGGAAUGACAUGAAUCUUAGUGGUAACCCGUUUUUGGACGUGCCGAAUUCAUCGAAUGCCGUAGAGUAUAAAAAGGGCUACGUGAUGCGCAAAUGCUGCUACGAGUCGAACGCCAAACGAAGCCUUUGCUGCGUUUUUCUAGCGCCCUUUCACAAGCGUAGCUGGAAGAUGUUCUACUGCACGCUCAGGGAUCUGGUGCUGUACCUGCACAAGGACGAGAACGGGUUUCGGAAGAACCAGAUGGGCGGCGACAAUCUACACAACGCCAUCCGGAUACACCAUGCUUUGGCCACCAAGGCACAGGACUAUACGAAGAAACAGUACGUGUUCCGGUUGCAGACCGCCGACCAGGCGGAGUAUCUUUUUCAAACCAGCGACUCGAAAGAGCUGCAAUCGUGGAUAGACACUAUCAACUUUGUGGCGGCGAGUUUUUCGGCUCCGCCCCUAGAGGCGGCUGUUGGUUCGCAGAAGAAGUUCCAGAGGCCGCUUUUGCCCUGCAGUCACACCAAGCUGCAUUUGCGCGAGCAGCUAGAAGACCACGACGAGAGAGUAGGAAGACUGGAAGCCAUGCUGGAUGAGCAUCGGAAAUCCCCGCCGGAUAAAGGGGCAAAAUCGCUGGUUAUACAGAACUACAAGGAGAAGGAGGUGUAUUUGACUUUUGAGGUGAAACGAUAUAGAACCUACUCCUACAUGUUGCGAUCAAGAGCGCCAGUCUCGCUGACUCCGCCCAUUAUAGAGACGGCGCCUGCGGUGCGAUUGGCGCAAAACAGUAUAGGCGAGGUGGACGAAUCAGCAACGUCGCCUCAAGGCCAUGUAACUGUGAUGGAAACGACAUGCGCCGGACUGGUGCCGCCUCCUAUUCCCGAGCGGAGAGCGUCUCCGGUAACAAACAGGUGUAGUUUUACUAUUGUGCAUAUUACUUACUGCCCUGCCGAACGCUCUAAAACUUCCUCAAGCUGGAAACAUGUUUCCAUCUUCACGGAUUGCCAGCAGUAAAAAGUGCACUUUGUCCAGUUAAAACUUUGCGCUCCUUACAUACAUAGAUAUAGAACCUAGCUUGGAUCCAGCCAAUUUGAAACAAAUGAAUGAAAUCAGCAGUGACAAACAAAAACACGUAGAAUAGAAGCACCGAUCGAUGGGUCCCAAUAGAAGGCACUUGAAGAUAUACACGAGGAGCUUAUUUGAAUGCGAAGCUGCGCUCAAAAGCAUUUUACAUGUGCGAAUUAAACCGGACGAUUUUGUCAAUGAGAUUAAAGCUUUUGGUGACUGGUUCUCUGCGCAAUGUUUUCCCACCCCCUAGUUGAGUAAAUUUGACUGAUCCACUUGUAAUCUCUUCAGAUCUGAUUAGAAAUCUACACAAAAUGCUGUCUGUAUAAGGAAACCUAGCAAACUGUCCGUUAUAUAAUGUCGUUUUGCCAAAGAUCGUCGUUGUAAUUAAUCUAAAACUGUUAUUGGUAGAUCUAGUAUUACUUUGCGGUUAUUUUCGCUUACUUUACUUACUUUUUUUUUUAAUUUCUGUACUACGGCUUUUGCUCAUUUUUAUAUAUUUAUAUAUGUAUGUACAAAUUAUAGCUUACGUGUACAUUUUUUAUUUUAUUACCAAUAGACGUUCAGAUUUGCGA
This is a messenger RNA of Dendroctonus ponderosae (mountain pine beetle), 3876 nucleotides long. It is a transcript of the gene Efa6, whose product is annotated as PH and SEC7 domain-containing protein. Gene Ontology annotation, molecular function: guanyl-nucleotide exchange factor activity; protein binding; phospholipid binding. The record is from RefSeq and is a predicted model, not a curated record. Lineage: Eukaryota; Metazoa; Arthropoda; Insecta; Coleoptera; Curculionidae. Bases 143 to 3250 code for a protein of 1035 amino acids. The transcript has 19 exons. Gene Ontology annotation, biological process: regulation of ARF protein signal transduction.